AUGAUUAUUUCAUUGAUCAAUGCUGCAAAAGUUUGUCCUGGCUAUGGAUUUAUACAUGAACCAGAAAACUGUACAUCAACAUGUUCAGCGACUAAUGAUCAAUGUCCUCCAGAAAAAAAAUGUUGUUAUAUUAUUACAGAACCAUGUGGUUUUCAUUGUAUUGUACCAAAAGAUAAUGUCGAAAAAUCAGGCAAGUGUCCAACUUCAUCACCUAAUGAUCCAAACUGGUUUUUAUGUGAUGCACACAGUUGUGAUGUUGACAAUGAUUGUCAAGAUAUUCAAAAGUGUUGUCCAAAUUCUUGUGGUUCUCCUAUAUGUAUGACACCAAAAUGA
Rotaria sordida is the source of this 333-nucleotide messenger RNA. The record is from the annotation of a GenBank genome assembly. NCBI's taxonomy places the organism in Eukaryota, Metazoa, Rotifera, Eurotatoria, Philodinida, Philodinidae.